AAUUUUGCAACUUUCAUUUUUUUAUGAUUCUUUCAAUUUAAAUUAUAAUGACUGUUUUUUUGGCUCUGCUUUACUGUGCAUUAGAUCUGAUAAAUUUUUCUUUGUUUCUCUGUAUUAAUCAGAUUCCUCAUUUCUUACAGUACAGUAACACUCUAUUACAUUCAUGUACCAAAAUUCAUUUAAUCAAGUCCCAAUCACUGGUCAUCUUUAUUUUCAAUUCUCUGCCUUCAAAAGUGCUGCUAUAAAUAUAUUAAUAUACAUGAGGACUUUUUUCUUAUCAGUGGCCUCCUUGGAGUAUAAAUUUAGUAAUGGAAUCUCUGAGUCAGAGGGACAAUAUGGACCUUCUAGUCAUUUUAUUUGAGUAAUUCCAAAUUGCUUUUCAAAAUGGCUGUACUGAUUGACAGCUCCACAGUGCACCAAUGUGCUUAUAGAACACUUCAACAUUCAAGCUUCCCAUCUUUUGUCACCUUUGCCAGUGUGCUGAGUUUGAGGUGAAACCUCAAGAUUAAUUUGAUUUACAUAUCUCCCCAUUAGUGAUUUUGAAUAUUCUUCCUCCAAAUAUUUAAAAUAUGGAGAUAUUUUGUUGGCUCUGUAAAUCAGUCUCCAAACAUUUGAUGCAUUUUGUAGUUUUCCAUGGAAUUUCUUUUUCUAUUUGGAAUUAAUCAAGUAAAGUAACUUAAAAAACCAUUCCUUUGACCAAAAGAUUCUAUAACUACAUUUAUUACCCCCCCCAGGAAGCCACUGGCCAAAAAAAAAAAAAAAAGGUUCUCAUAUACAUCAAAAUCUUUACAGCAGCAGUUUUUGUUAUAACAAAGAAUGAAAACAAAGCAGAUGCUCAUUAAUUGGACAGUGGCUAACAAACUGUGGUCUAAGAAUAUGAUGGAAUAUUACUGUGCCAUUAAAAAUGAUGAAUAUGAAAAGAAAAAAGCAGGGGAAUUUUUACAUGAACUGAUGCACAACAAAGUAAUCAGAGCCAAAAAAACAUAUAUAUCUACAUAAUGAAUACAAUAAACAGAAGUAACAAUACAAGUAACAGAUAUUACAAAAUUACACCCUCACCCCCUGGCCAAAAUGGGAAGUCGAGGACUGUAGUAUAUUGUAAAUAUUUUAGACUUGUGAUGUCUUUAUCAGUUUUGCUGAGAUAGGGAGGAGGGAGGGGUCUUUAAAAUAUUAUUUGUUAUACAGCAUGGCUUUUAGGAAGGGGAAGGGAUCCUGGGGGAAAAUUUGGUGAUGUAAAAAAAGACCAAUAAAAAAAAACUUAUUUAAAAAAAAGAAAAAGGACUCUCAAUUUGAUAGGAGAAAUUUGGGGAGUUGUGACUUUAAGUAAAAAGUGAAUCAAUGAAAGCCAGGAUGCUCGCAUAUGGGCCACUGAACUCCAACUACUACAGGGAGAGAGCAGCAGGCGAAGGGCCAGAGAAGACAGCAGCAGCAGAGGAAGAGGAGCCUGAGAAGAAGUGAAGACAGCAGGGGUGAUGGCACAAAUCCUGAAGGAUAUGGGAAUUACAGAUUAUGAGCCAAAAGUAAUCAAUCAGAUGCUGGAGUUUGCCUUCCGAUAUGUAACAACAAUUUUGGAUGAUGCAAAAAUUUAUUCAAGCCAUGCUAAGAAAGCCACUGUUGAUGCAGAUGAUGUGCGAUUGGCAAUCCAGUGUCGAUCUGAUCAGUCUUUUACUUCCCCUCCCCCAAGAGAUUUUCUAUUAGAUAUUGCAAGACAAAAAAAUCAAACCCCUUUACCAUUGAUUAAGCCAUAUUCAGGACUUAGACUCCCACCCGACAGAUACUGUUUAACAGCACCAAACUACAGACUUAAGCCUUUACCAAAAAAGGAAGGGCCCCACUCAUCACAUCAAGAUAUCUUCCCUUCCUGCCAAAAAUGCCAUCACUGGAGAUGUCUUUCAGGGCCUGCUGCAGCUGGAAGGAUAACUGUUCCCCGCCUGAGUGUUGGUGCUGUUAGCAGCAGACCCAGCACUCCUACUUUGGGUACCCCAUCUGCACAGUCAGUUGCCGUUUCAACUAAAGUUGGGGCCCCUGUGUCUGUGCCAGGUCAAAGGUUCACUGUGCAGAUACCACCCUCCCAGUCUGCUGCUGCCAAACCAGCUGUUCCUGCAGCUCCUGCUGUUCAGAAUGUUCUGAUCAACCCUUCUCUGAUUGGGCCAAAGAACAUCCUCAUCACCACCAACGUGGUAUCACAGAACACCCCUGUUGAGUCACCAAAUGCAUUGAAAAGAAAACAUGAAGACGACGACGACUAUGACAAUUUGUAAACGGCAUCACCUGACAGCCUCAAUGCAUUUGUAAAAGGCAUCACUCGACAGCCUCGAUGCAUUUCUAAAGUAUAAAUAGUUUGGAACGUAACUGUAACCAUGAUAAAUUCAUAGAAAACAAAUAAGUGUUUAAGUAAAAAGUAAUGUAGUUGUAAAACUUUUUCUGCUGUUAAGAUUGUUGAACUUUAGUAGGAUCAUAAAUGUUUUUCAUUAGAAGUUGCAUGCAAACAAUAAAAUUAUAAUUCAUCAAUUUAUUCAUCAUUUCAUUAUGUUGGGAAGAUGAAAGGUCUAUUAAACAUUGAAUCAUUUAUAAAGCUAUAGUAUGUAGUCAGUCUUAAGCAUAAUUUCAGUCUUUUGAAAUUGUAACCAUGUGUCAUUUUAGAAAAAAUUUUGUAGUGAAUAACCUUAAACUGUGUUAAAGUGGAUAAACAGUUAAGUUGCCCACAUACAAUCCCAACCUGGCAGUUUUUUCCCUGGAUUCCUUAGCUUUUUUUUUUUUUUUUUUUUUUUUUUUUUUUUUUUAAACCUCUGCUAACUUUUGCAUUUUGGGAGCCCAAAUUGAACACAGUGCUUAAGAGCCCAAUAUGGGACAAACAAGAGUAAAAGGUUUGAAUAUGAUCCAAAACAGAUGUCAUUAAUAAACCUCAAAUUGUAAUAUCACUUUGGGGUUUUUUUUCCUUUAAUUGGGUCCUCAAUGUCACUUCAAAGUUUUUGCAUGUCUUUGAUGACCCAUUUCAAGUAUCAGAUUAUUCUUGUAAGUAAUUAUUCUACAAGCCUGAUAUUCAAUUGAUCACCUUGAAAUCUUGGACUUCUCUAUCCCUGACUAGUCCAUUGUAUGAAGUUCAUUCAAAUUCUGUCAUUUUGCAUAAAGGCAAAAUUUCACCAAACCUUACAAAGGUUUCAACAGUUUCUACAAUUUGUACUGAGUUGGUUUUCUAUGUUCCAAGGUGGUAUGCUCGCCCAGUUCCGAGGACAUAGCAUCUCCAAUUUCAAGAUGCUCUCAGACACAUUAAUAUUGAAGUCAGAACUGACAAAUAUGGGAUACCUGUAAUCCUUUCAGCCUCCUUCCCCCACACCUGGAUUAGUUCUCUUCAAGGUGGAUUUGCCCACCUGAUCAUUCUGCUCAUACCACAUUAGUGAUACUAUCAUGUGGGAUGAAAUCCAAUUUUUAAAGUACAUUCUCUUGCCUCUUUGUUAUCUAUAAGGCAAGUAAAAGAAAAAAAAAAAAAAA
Molecule: messenger RNA, 3492 nt
Organism: Sarcophilus harrisii (Tasmanian devil)
Lineage: Eukaryota; Metazoa; Chordata; Mammalia; Dasyuromorphia; Dasyuridae
Gene: TAF9B
Product: TATA-box binding protein associated factor 9b
Exons: 8
Coding region: 1473-2261 (262 amino acids)
Biological process (GO): RNA polymerase II preinitiation complex assembly; DNA-templated transcription initiation
Cellular component (GO): transcription factor TFIID complex; SAGA complex
Molecular function (GO): RNA polymerase II general transcription initiation factor activity; transcription coactivator activity; protein heterodimerization activity
Source: RefSeq, a predicted model, not a curated record